Messenger RNA from Vollenhovia emeryi, 4779 nucleotides. RefSeq lists its product as uncharacterized. Gene Ontology annotation, cellular component: cytoplasm. Gene Ontology annotation, biological process: organelle organization. The record is from RefSeq and is a predicted model, not a curated record. Bases 443 to 3964 code for a protein of 1173 amino acids. Lineage: Eukaryota; Metazoa; Arthropoda; Insecta; Hymenoptera; Formicidae. The transcript is spliced from 4 exons.
UCCGUCGAGCUCUCCUCGCGCGCAAGCGCGAUUUGCAAUGUCAAACGGACCAACUCUCUUCUUCCGUCUCUCUCUCUCUCACCGUGCGUUAGAUAAUCGUUCUCGUCGAGCGAAACGCACCUCGAGCAUGACGCCGGCCGCGGAGAACGCGCCGCGCGACCGCGCUCGUUGACGCUUGGCCCCGCCACGCCUGUCCUCACCGCCGUGUGUGCGCGCGGUUGACGGAAUGCCAGUGAACGCGUCCGCGGCUUCGCCGGCCCGUUGCUCCGUGUGUACGAGGUACCCGGCGGGACGCCGCUCCCCCACGAGCCGCGACUCCGCGCGCUGAUCAAGCACACGUCGACUCCGAACGCUCAUGCAUCCGCGCGUUGCGCACCCGAUCCCCGGAGUUGUCCGAGUCGUAGGUAAAUGAAAUAGACGAUAAGAGGAACGAGGAGCAGAGAUGGUACGCGUGAUAACGGUGCACAACUUCCCGGGGCAGAAUGUCGCCCAGAUCGAGGAGCCGACGGCGACGUGCACGGCCGCCAGCCAGGGUCGGGAGAUGCUCCUGCUGGCGCUGCCCACGCACUGCGUGGAGGUGUGGGAGCUGACGAGCUCGGACGUCAAGCUGCGCACCGUCUUCCCCACGGUGGACAUGAUCAAUCAAAUGGCGCACUGCGCCAAGGGUGACUACGUCGUGACGCUGGAAUCAAAAUAUCUCAGAGACACCGCGAGCAAUAAUCAUGCAAAUAGAGCCACUUGUAAUUUUGUAAGGAUUUAUGUCAAUUGGGCCGUAGCGAAGGACCAGAGUCAGCCGAUGCGGGCCAGGAUCGCGGGGCGAGUCACGCCGAGUCUGAAUCGACCCCUCAACAGCUUGGAGAUGAUAGAGCUGCCGCUGAGCGUGCAGCCCACGCUGGUCGCCUGCUGCCAGUGCACCGGCAACCUGUUGGUAGCCUCCGGGAGCAGCGCCAUUCUGCACGAGUUCAAGAUCGAGACGCAGCAGGUGUCGCGGAUCAAGUUCAUAGACUUCGAGCCUAGACCGUGGUCGUUGGGAUUCACGUUCACGCCUGCGCGCAUGGAGAUGACGGAGGAUUUUAUAGCCAUCAUGGAUAACGCGAACCUAUCCGUCUUUCGUCUCGCGAACUCGAUGUACGAGGAUAUCGACCAACUUAGCUCUUUAACUUCCACUUCUUCUUCCGUCGACAAGACGUCCAUAUCCACAGACUCGUCUCUCGCGGAGAACAGCGGUAGUCUUGGCAACGACGACGCGUCGACAAACGUGAGGCACAAGUCUGCAGACCAGGAUUGCCAGUGCGCGACACCUGAAAGUAACGAGACGGUUGUGACCAACGUGAGGUCUAAGGAUAAGAAGCACAGGGGCACGAAAGGCAGUACGUGGUACAAGUCGGAGGUCGGCGAUUUCAACAAAGCGAGGGCGAGUAGCAAUAAGAAUUAUAUAGACUGGGAGCACCUGAUAUCCAACGAGAAAGACGAGAUGCAGAGGCUGAUCGCGCAGGGAAUUGUCGAUCCCUCGUCGCAGUCGUUGACGGUGAAUCUGCCACUGAUAAGCUUGGAGAGGGCUGGCCCGGGUCACGCUCUCAGUCCCUUCAUACUAAACUCGGCGGACACGAGGAUCUUCAUCAAGACAACUUCGCCCGACGUGGGUUGGUCUGAAAAUUACACGAUAAAGAAUGUACUGUGUUUAAAGAUCAACGCUGGUAACGAUAGCACCAAGGUGGACGGGAUUCUGGAGGUCUUCAAAUGCCUGGUGUUGAAACCGCUGUACGUGAGGAAGGAGUGUAACACCUCCGGCGUGAAGAAAUCCAUGUUGCGCUCCGACAAGUACAGAUACCUGCAGGGCGUGAGUUGCUUCGUUUGCACCACGCAGGAGGGAUACCUGUAUCACUUCUCGGCGGCGAGCGGCGGCGGUUCUCUGGACGCGACGUGCCUGACCACUUAUCCGUUCACCGCGCCCGUGCAUCACGCGGCGCUGGAGCACACGGUGCUUCACGCGUUGACCGAGGCCGGCCUCGAGUCCUACACGCUACGUCUCUCUCAUCACAUCGCGAAAUCGUCGAACGGCACGGACAGCCUUCGAGCGACCUGCCCCAGCGCCGUCGAGCCGGUAAGCCUGAUCGGUCUGCGGCCAUUCCUGGGAAUACAGAGACUGUUGCAUACGAGAAGCUACUUGGUUCUGCUGGCCAAGGCCGACAGUUGUUGGACCAUGUACUCUUUGAACCUACCUAAAUUCGAAAACCUGUAUUUUGACAUAUUGAAUGCGGCGAGGAGUCACAAGUCCUCCAGCCCGAGCACCUAUCGACACUUGCUGGGGGAGGCGCACGCCUUGAUACGCUUGGCGAAGGACGUUCACAGCGAUAGCGCGGAUAGCGAGGAGUUCGACGAGGCGGCGCACAAGAACGAGCUCAAGCUGAGAAACCUCUACAAUCAGUCGUGCGCGUUGCUCGCGGAUUACUAUAUACGAUCGGAGACAGAGUCGGAUUGGGACCUGUGUAUUCCCUACUACAAGAUGUCCGGGCUGAAGCCUUCGGAGGUAUUGUCCAGGAAAUGCAGCCAGGACGCACCGGGACUCCUAACGUUCCUUACCGAUGCGCUCCUCACGAUGAAAAGCGGAUCCGAGGCGGACGCGCUUUUCCAAGGGUACAACAUCGUAGAAAUCAUCUGUAAGCUGGAGAAGGACGACCUGCUGAAACUGAUCUUCGGUAGUCCCAUGCUGAGGGAAUACGCCACGGAGAAGCUGAUAAAUCUACUGCUGACGCACGAGAGCGACGACGUCGUCAAGCUCGCCCUGGCACUCCUGUACAUUCAGGUCGACAAGCAGAAACAAGCGGAGAAGGCGCUGGAGCCGGUUUCCGUGCGGUGCAUCAGGCAGAUUGUCCUGGAACGCUGGGAAUUGCUGUUCGACAUGACCGCGAUGAAAAAGAGGAGUCCUAUGAUCGCUACCUUCUCGGACUUCGCCGGUACUUUGAUGCUCAUAAAGAACACCACGUUUGCCGACAUCCUGAUACAAUUGAUAGAAGACGAAGACGCGCUGUCGUUGCACCAAAUCAUACAGGUGUUCCUGGAGUACUUGCCGUCGCGUGUCGGCAGAGACGGGCACAACGCGGCCGCCACCCUGCAAGUUUUCCUCGAGAAGUAUCUGCAUAAUUACUUCAGCUCGAAACUCCUGGUGGAGUGGCCGCCAGCUGUAAAUAAAAGUCAGAUACGCUCGGACUUUGCUCUCGUUGAGGCGUUCAAACUAUUGGUGCGAUCGUACCUGGGUAAAUUAUCUCAAACGAGGGUGUACCACAUCGACAUCAAAGAGGAUCAGGGAGAAAAUGAUAAGGAGUACUUUAUGUUCGCCAAAUAUCGGCCGAGCUAUUUGAACAAGAUGCCACCGUACGCCAAAGAUUACCAGAAGAUUUUAGGCAUGAACGACUUCAAGGAUCUAGAAAAUUUUAACAACGCAUCCGAGACCGAGAGGAUUAUACUAAAGGAAUUGUUUAAGCUGCAGUCCGUACUGUCGUGCGAGUUUCUGCCGAUCGAAUGCUUGCACGAGGUCAAGCAAUUUCUCGAAACGCAAAAUAUCGAUGGGAGUUUAUCUCUCAAGAUAUUAUGCAUUCAGAAUACGGAAGAGGUGACGACAAUUCUAAUGGACAGUUGUCCACAGGCUGUAGUGCAGUAUGCGAAGGAUAAAUAUUCCAAGGACACCGAGUGGAAGCAUCUUAUUGAAUUAACGCAGGACAAAAUUGCCACUUUGAUGACGCAACAGGAGUUACAACUCUUGUACAUGCAGAUCAUGAAAGAGAUCUUGAAUUACUUGCCGCAUGCAUUACCCAUGAAAAGUCUACAUCGCAUCUUACCGAGAGAUGACAUGGCAGCAUUUCAAAGAUGCACCGAAAUGUGCAAUCAGAUCAUGCAUGCGGAUCAUGUGAAAUCGUUGAUAAUGGAAACCGGACAGCAACUUUUGACAACUCUAAAGUUGUGAAGAUAGGUUCCCAUUAAAUAUCAUUUGUUAGCUAAUUUCUAGACAAGGAAGUGAUAAUACUAAGGAAUUACGAAUAUAAAAUUCGGAUAUCACGCUUUAACAAUGAUAUCACGGAAGACUACUUUGUGUGCACUUAUACUCGCAGAUUAACCAUUUCUACAAACGUUUCAGAAAUAUGUUCCUGAUUAAUGCAGUCACGUAAACUGAUGUUCGUUAGUUGAUAAUUGUGCUGGUGCACGCAUUUUUAACGAUAAAUAACUUUCAUCAAUUAUUACCAAAAAAUUCGAAGGGAGAUAUUAUAAAUAGAAUUUGUCUAUAAUUAACUGUUGAAUCGUUCUAUAUAGAUAUAUUAUAUUAUGACUAAAAAUGUAAAAUCUGUGCCAGAGCAAAGGUGAUGUAACUUAAACACAUGGAGAUUGACAUAAAACAGUGUAUACAAAAAUUAGAAAUUUGGAGCACAUUAUAUCUAUAUGAGAAAAUGUUUAUAAUUAUUUACUGGUUGCAUUUAGAAAUAAUUAUACGGAUGUUUGAACGCUCUACACAGAUAUCAAGAUUUUUCAAAGUCAAUUAUCAAUUGAAUUCGUUCUGCUCUGGAACAGAAGGUAUGUCUUUAGUGAAAUGAAUUUUACUAAAAUAGUUUUUAUCAAAUCUGUUGAUCCUAACGAAUAGUUUUAUGUAAUCAAUUUUUGAGUGUUACAAAACAUGUAACUUUGAUGUGCCUUUAGCAAUGAUUUCCCCUUAAUGUAAAUCUAAUUAUGUUAGAAUGAUUAAUAAUAUUUAUAAUUCAUCACAAAAAAUAAAUACAUAAUAAUCUA